Molecule: messenger RNA, 414 nt
Organism: Fusarium fujikuroi IMI 58289
Lineage: Eukaryota; Fungi; Ascomycota; Sordariomycetes; Hypocreales; Nectriaceae
Exons: 3
Coding region: 1-414 (137 amino acids)
Source: RefSeq, a predicted model, not a curated record
AUGAAGUUCACCGCUGUUACACUCCUCACUCUCGCUGCGGGUGCCUUGGCGGCCCCGGUUGCUGAAGCUGCCCCCGAAGCUGAAGCUGCACCAGGAUAUGCCAAAUACGGCGACUACAAGGGCGCAGGUGAGAACCUGAAGUCUUAUCCUAGCUACGGAAGCUAUGGUGCGAAGCCAAAGCCAAAGCCUAAGCCUGCUCCGGCCCCUGCUCCUAAGCAGUAUUCUAGCUAUGGAAGCUACGAUUAUAAAAAGUACUCAUCCUAUGGCUCUUAUAAGCGUGAAGCUGAAGCUUCUUCUAAGAAGCCAGCUGCUGCCCCUAAGAAAUACACCAGCUAUGGUAGCUAUAACUAUAAGAAAUACUCGUCUUAUGGAUCUUACAAGCGUGCCAAGGAUUGGAUUGAGUCUCUCUUCUGA